AUAUGUCAGUCAAUGUAAGCGUCUGACCUUGCGCUGCUUCAUGUUUACGGAAGGGAGUCUGAUGAAUGACCACGACAAUAUCGGUGUGAAAUAUUGAAAAACAGCCACGUAGGCCUAUAGUUAAUUUGUCUCAUUUAGAAUAGUAAACUACUGUAUUAUGUCGAAGGAUACAGCUAGCUAGGCUACAAAGGCUGUAGCUAGCUAGACAGCAAAAAACGUCAACUUGACUCAACUUCAUAUCUCAGUACGAGGAAGGAGUUCUCAAGUACAGGUAGUCCUGACCAGACCUCUCUCCAGCACCAUGUGGGACGAGGAGAUCAGACAUAUGGCGUCCAGCCACGCCAUCAUGGCAUCGGGGGUGUUUAUGGCGACAGUGGUGCCGGCGGUGCUAGUGCCGGGUUUCUCUGUGUAUGGAACACACCUGCUGUGGCAGUACUCUGUUGCCGGGGUUGUUGCUGUGGUCAACAUCUCCCUGUUCUGGCUGCUGGGGGUCAGCCCCCCUACCAAGAAACACACUAUCACCUACAAGAUGUCUAGGUUGGUGCGUUCCUGUCUCUACUUGCUCCUCUCCUGUCUGUUCUUCCACACUGUAGUGGUCCUGUAUGGAGCACCGCUGCUGGAGUCUGCGCUGGAGACAUUCUCUCUGGCGGUGUUGUUGACCAGUCUAACCACUCUGAGGUGUGUGUGUGUCCUCGGGCCCAACGUCCAAGCCUGGAUAAGAGUCUUCAGCCGACAUGGGGCCAUGUCGGUGUGGGACACCUCUCUACAGAUGGUGGUCGGCUGCAGUGUUGUGGGAGCCUGGCUGGGAGCCUUCCCUAUCCCUUUGGACUGGGACCGACCCUGGCAGGUGUGGCCUGUGUCCUGCAGUCUGGGUGGAGUGAUUGGUUACCUGACUGGGCUAGUCGUCGCCCCCGCCUGGAUACACUGGCACCGGAAACACCUCACCUACAAGAGCAAGUGAUGGAUAGGACAGGGAGGGAGGGAGGGUGUGAGAGUGUAUGUA
This is a messenger RNA of Salmo salar (Atlantic salmon), 1003 nucleotides long. Its product is annotated as GPI ethanolamine phosphate transferase, stabilizing subunit. NCBI's taxonomy places the organism in Eukaryota, Metazoa, Chordata, Actinopteri, Salmoniformes, Salmonidae. Gene Ontology annotation, biological process: GPI anchor biosynthetic process. Gene Ontology annotation, cellular component: endoplasmic reticulum membrane. The record is from RefSeq and is a predicted model, not a curated record.